Daldinia vernicosa is the source of this 1284-nucleotide messenger RNA. RefSeq lists its product as uncharacterized. Lineage: Eukaryota; Fungi; Ascomycota; Sordariomycetes; Xylariales; Hypoxylaceae. The transcript is spliced from 4 exons. The record is from RefSeq and is a predicted model, not a curated record. Bases 49 to 1113 code for a protein of 354 amino acids.
GUGUAACACUGCGUAUAUGACUGCUAAAAUUCUGCAGCGUGGAAAGACAUGUACCAUUCGAUAUGGAAAACCUUCGAUAGCAGGUUUGGUCCAAUCUUGAAUAGUUUGUUCAAACGACGAGAGUUAUUGGAAAGUGAGAAAAGCUCCGCAACUCUUGACGAGAUUCACCAGCUACGCAAGGAUAUUUUGUCUAAGUAUACGGAAUCCCAGCUGGAAAGGGACAAAGAACGCCUAGAGAAGCACAAGGAACGAGUAUCCCGCAUUAGAGAAAUGUUGAAUGCUCCAAACUAUCAGAUUGACCAAGAGAUGGCUGCGGAUAAUAGACUUAUCGACAGCUCGGGCCAAUGGAUUUUGGAAAACAAGGAGUUCCAAGCUUGGUAUAAUCAUACUUCGGGACAUAAUAUCCUAUAUAUCAACGGGAUCCCAGGUGCAGGCAAAACAACUUUAGUAUCAGCGGUGAUUAGGAAGCUCCUAGACAGUAGGCGUUCAGGGACGGCUAGUCACUGUGUCGCCUACUUUUAUUUCAAGUAUCAGCAACCUAGUAAAGAGUCACACAAUAGUCUUCUUCGCGGCAUUUUAGAUCAGCUCAUCAUCCAGGACCCCGCCACGUCGGAUCACUUGUUCAGUAAAAUAUCGGCAAUGGAUCCAACAUCACUACGGCUGACAAGAACACUAGAAGGACUUGUUAAGGAAGCCUUGGGAAGCCAUCAAACUUCUUACAUCGUAAUUGACGGCCUCGAUGAAAGCGCCGAUAAAGAAGCGGAGAAAUCAGUACGAUGGUUCUUAUCACUCAUAAAAGGACUCUCAGAGAACACUGCCACCUCAUUGCGCAUUUUGCUGAGCGGCCAGCGGGAUGGUAUCCCAUACGGUCUCCUUGCCGAUAAACCAUCCAUAAAUUUAGACGACACUCCCCAUACCAAAGAUAUCGAAGGCUAUUGCUCACAUUUCUGUGAACGAAUAGGAAAAAAGUUUGAUAUUACCCACGAGGUUCAAGAAAGCAUCGCUCUCCGUGUAGCGAAUAGCGCAAAUGGCAUGUUCCUCUACGCCCGUGUGGUCUUAAACAACUUAUUGAGUCAAACAAAGCUCGCCGGCUUAAACAGAGAAAUGCAAUGAGACACAUUCCCAGAAGAGAUUAAUAAAGCAUACGAAAGGGUAAUUGUGCGCAUUUUCGAAGAGUCUUCUCCUUCUGAACGCGAAGAUGCCAAGAAAAUAUUGGGCUGGAUUGUUUGUGCCGCACGGCCCCUCAGAUGGCGCGAGAUUCAGUCUAGCUUCUGUAUUAUCCCG